AUGAAUUCUCUCACUGAUCAAUCAGGCAGCUCUAAUGGAGGUUCCACUCCACGUAGUCCCUUCUCUCCAUCUUCUGCUUAUGAAAGGCACAAAGGUCUUGCGGAUUCCAAAUUCCAGCGUCCACACCCCAGUUCCUCCGCAAUUGAUCCAUUAUCACCUGGAUCAAUGCUCCAUGGAGGGCACAAGUUCCACGAGGCUUUCCAAAUGAAACAGGGGCGUCUUGAUCUCCAAGCCGCUAAGAUUUCGGAAAUGAUGAAAUCAAAUAAUUUAGAUAAUGCUCCCACGUUGUCACUUCUGAGUAUUGUGAAUGGUAUUCUUGAUGAAAGUAUUGAGAGAAAGAAUGGUGAAAUCCCUCAGCGUGUAGCAUGUCUGCUUAGAAAAGUCGUGCAGGAAAUCGAGCGGCGUAUUUCAACUCAAUCUGAGCAUCUAAGAACGCAAAACAAUGUGUUUAAAGCUCGUGAGGAGAAGUACCAGUCAAGGAUCAAAGUUCUUGAAACCUUAGCUUCAGGAACUAGUGAAGAAAAUGAGACAGAAAAGUCCAAGCUGGAAGAAAAGAAGAAUAACAAAGAGGAGAGUAUUGUUAAGCUAGAGAAAGAAAAUGGUGAACAUAAUCUUGAAAUUUCUACUUUAAGGCGAGAACUGGAGACAACCAAGAAAGCAUAUGAACAACAAUGCUUGCAAAUGGAAAGCCAUACAAAGGUUGCUACAGAAGGUAUCGAGGACAGAGUGAAGGAGCUUGAACAAAUGAGAAAAGUUGCAAGCGUUGCGAAAGUUGCCCUUGAGGAAAGGGUUAAGGAGCUUGAAAAGAUUGGAAAAGAAGCAGAUGCUGUUAAAACGACUCUUGAAGAAAAGGUGAAGGAGCUUCAACAGUUUAAAAAAGAGACGAUGACUCUUAAUACAAGCCUUGAAGCAAAAAAUCGAGAGCUUGAAAAGAUGGGGAAAGAAGCAAAUGCUGCUAAAGCGACCCUUGAAGAAAAGGUGAAGGAGCUUCAACAGUUCAAAAUAGAGACAAUAUCUGUUAAUACAAGCCUUGAAGGAAAAAAUCGAGAGCUUGAGAAGAUGGGGAAAGAAGCAAAUGCUGCUAAAACGAGUCUCGAGGAAAAGGUGAAGGAGCUUGAACAAUUUAAAAAGGAGACUAGAAUUGUUACUACAAGCCUUGAAGCAAAAAACCAUGAGCUUGAACAAAAUCUGGUCCAAUGGAUGAGUAAAGCCAAAGAAAUGGAAGAAAAAUCAGAAUUGACGAAUCAGAGUUCGAGUCAGAAAGAAGUUUUGUUUAGAAGCUUUAUCAGUUUGCAGUUGAAGGCACUACAAGAAUUGAGAUCCUAUUCAAAGUCCAUCAAACAAGAAAUACUAAAAGUUCAAGAUAAGUAUAGAGAAGAGUUUAGACAAAUAGGGAAGAAAGUGCUUGAACUUGGAGAUGCUGCUGCAAACUAUCACGAGGUCCUAACUGAAAACCAAAAACUCUUCAAUGAACUUCAGGAGCUAAAAGGAAACAUUAGAGUGUAUUGUCGUGUGAGGCCUUUCUUGCGUGGGCAAGGUGAAUCAAACACUGUGGUAGAACACAUUGGUGAGCAUGGAGAGUUGGUUGUUCUCAAUCCUACAAAACCUGGAAAAGAUGGUCUUCGCAAAUUUAGGUUCAAUAAAGUCUACAGUCCAGCUUCUACUCAAGCUGAGGUAUUUUCGGAUAUAAAACCUCUUGUUCGAUCAGUUCUUGAUGGGUACAAUGUUUGUAUAUUUGCGUAUGGUCAGACAGGAUCAGGGAAAACUUACACAAUGACUGGUCCAGAUAAUGCAAGUGAAAAAGAUUGGGGAGUAAACUAUCGAGCUCUCAAUGACCUCUUCAAAAUCUCUCAGUCCCGAAAAACCAGCAUAUUAUAUGAAGUCGGUGUGCAGAUGGUGGAGAUAUACAACGAGCAAGUCCGGAUUCUUUCUACAGCUCAAGAAAACGGUCUUGCUGUACCUGAUGCAAGCAUGUAUCCUGUGACAUCGACCUCGGAUGUUCUUGAAUUGAUGAACAUAGGGCUACAGAACCGCACCGUUAGCUCCACUGCCUUGAACGAAAGAAGUAGUCGCUCUCACAGUAUUGUGACUGUUCAUGUUCGCGGCAAGGACUUGAAGACCGGUUCUGCGUUGUAUGGCAAUCUACAUUUGGUGGAUCUGGCGGGUAGUGAGAGAGUUGAUCGGUCUGAAGUUACAGGAGACAGGCUUAAAGAAGCACAACAUAUAAACAAGUCACUCUCAUCUCUAGGAGAUGUGAUAUUCUCUCUCGCUUCAAAGAGCUCUCAUGUUCCAUAUAGAAACAGCAAACUAACUCAGCUUCUCCAAAGCUCUCUAGGAGGACGAGCAAAGACACUGAUGUUUGUGCAACUCAAUCCUGAUAUAACUUCAUAUUCAGAGUCAAUGAGUACUCUGAAAUUCGCAGAACGUGUCUCUGGAGUUGAGUUAGGUGCUGCAAAGAGCAGUAAAGAUGGUAGAGAUGUUAGAGAAUUAAUGGAGCAGUUAGGGUCCCUUAAGGACACAAUAGCGAGGAAAGACGAUGAGAUAGAGCGGCUUCAUUUGCUUAAGGACAUUAAUAACCCACAAAGACUGCAGAGAAAGAGCUUAGGACAAUCCGAUGAGUUUAACUCAGAAGCUGGAGAUUCGCAGUUGUCUAUAGAAGUAGACUCAAGAUUCCAACAAGAUUAUCUCAGGCAGUCACGACAAUCUGUCACAGAUGGAGAGACCUUAGCUUCCUCCACUGAUGCAGAGUUCGAUAAUGAAACAGAAGGAUCCAUCGAUGUUGCUCGUGCAACUGAAGUGAGAAAACCAUUGAAGAAUUUAGACAAAAUUAAGCCGGUGGCUCCAAGAGGUACUACGACGACACCGGUGACUCCAAGAGGUACUACGACGACAGCACGGCCACUUGAUAAACUCAAGCAAGUCGCUACGAGAGCAACGAACGUUGCAAAGGCUACGUCAAGCUUGGGGUCACCAAGCAUGAAGAAGACGGGGAGUGCUUCCAAUUUGCUCAGCCUCAAGUCAUCGAAACGGUGGUCGUAA
Molecule: messenger RNA, 3039 nt
Organism: Microthlaspi erraticum
Lineage: Eukaryota; Viridiplantae; Streptophyta; Magnoliopsida; Brassicales; Brassicaceae
Source: the annotation of a GenBank genome assembly